UUACAAAUAUGUCAAACCUAGCUACGCCACUGCUACUACUACUACUACUACUGCUACUGCUACUACUACUACUACUAGUAAAUACUAUUACUACUAUCAUAAGUACAAACUAAAAUGUAGGUCCUAUUCUAAAGACAAUGUAGAGACCAAUCAAUUUAAAUGAAAAAUCAAACGCACGUUCAGUCGCCUAUUAGAAAUUGAAAAAUGUAUAUAAAAAUAAAUAAAUAGGUAAAUAAAACUUGAGUGAAAAGUGGAAAUGUUGGUGAUCUUCUCUUAAUUAAUCUGUAAUAAAGAUUUAUAUUCUGUAAAUUUUAUCUAACAAAAACAGAUAAAAAACAACAACAACCAAAACAAAAACAACAACAAAAACAACAACAAAAAAACCCAAAACACAACAACAACACAGUUUACCACUAAAAAAAACAAAACAACGAGAACCCCCCCCCCCCCCCCCCCCAAUAAACCUUGAAAAUAUUAUACUCGGGUUCGUGAUGUAAAAUAUAUGUCAUCGCAUAGUCACGUGACUUUUGGAGAGCAACAACAAAACUGUCUAAUUAACCCAACAACAAAAAGGUUGUAAAGUCCAACAGAAUGCCCCGUGAAGUAAAACAAGAUUAUUGGAUAAGUGAAAGCAUCAAGGAUAAUAAAUUUGAGGACUAUUACACACAGUUAACAGAACUUGGGAGGGGUGCAACCUCAGUGGUAUACAAAUGUGAGCACAAAGGAACAACAAAGAAAUGGGCGGUCAAAAUCAUCCACAAAAGGGUGGACAAGAAAGUAAUCAAUACAGAGAUUGGAAUUCUUCUAAAACUGAAUCACAAAAAUGUGAUUCGGUUGAAGGAGAUCUUCGAGACCCCUACAAAUAUCUGCCUAGUCUUAGAGUUGGUCAAAGGGGGAGAACUGUUUGACAGAAUUGUGAGCCGAGGAUACUACUCUGAAAAAGACGCAUCCACAGCCGUCCGACAAAUGCUGAUCGCUGUCAAGUAUCUUCAUGAGAACGAAGUUGUGCACAGAGAUUUAAAGCCAGAAAACCUAUUGUAUGAGGACUUAACAGACGAGUCCAAUCUUAAAGUGGCUGACUUUGGCCUCUCCAAGAUCAUUGACCGAGAAGUGACGAUGAACACAGUGUGUGGGACUCCCGGAUAUUGUGCCCCCGAGGUCCUGGCGGGCAAGCGUUACUCCUACCCAGUGGACAUGUGGAGCAUUGGAGUCAUUACGUACAUUCUAUUGUGUGGAUAUGAGCCUUUUUAUAGUGGUGAGAACGAGGCUGAAAUGUACAAGAAAAUCCUCAAAGCAGAUUACAAAUUUGACCCACCAUUCUGGAACAACAUCAGUGAAAAUGCAAAAGACUUCGUGAAGAAGAUGCUUUUAUUAGAUCCCAAAAAACGAUUAACCGAGAACCAGGCGCUCAACCACGACUGGGUCAAGGGUCUGGCUGCCAAGAGUGACCACAUGCCAGAGACUCACAACAAGAUCAAAGAAUUCAACGCUACUCGUAAAAUGAAGUAUCAAGAAAUUGCAUCACCACAGGCUAGGCAAUAACCGAUGCCACUCUUCUUGCGUCGAGAGCAGCACGGAUAACGAGCAUCUUAAAUCAGAAACAAUCUCUGAGCGACGUUUCCAUGCAAUCCGUCUCCGAGCCAAUGGAACAUUAGUUCUGUGAUCACAACCAGCUUAUUUAUGUUACUUUUGAUAACUUUUUGAUUUAUAUUAUAAAUUUUACUGAUUACCUAUGCAUGUGUACAUGCACCGUCUGUGAUAGUUUUGUGAAUAAAACGUGUAUGUCCCCUUA
Messenger RNA from Ostrea edulis (European flat oyster), 1792 nucleotides. Its product is annotated as calcium/calmodulin-dependent protein kinase type IV-like. NCBI's taxonomy places the organism in Eukaryota, Metazoa, Mollusca, Bivalvia, Ostreida, Ostreidae. Gene Ontology annotation, biological process: protein phosphorylation. The transcript has 13 exons. Bases 592 to 1542 code for a protein of 316 amino acids. Gene Ontology annotation, molecular function: ATP binding; calcium/calmodulin-dependent protein kinase activity; calmodulin binding. The record is from RefSeq and is a predicted model, not a curated record.